Messenger RNA from Pisolithus orientalis, 1602 nucleotides. RefSeq names its product fungal-specific transcription factor domain-containing protein. The record is from RefSeq and is a predicted model, not a curated record. Gene Ontology annotation, molecular function: transcription cis-regulatory region binding; zinc ion binding; DNA-binding transcription factor activity, RNA polymerase II-specific. Gene Ontology annotation, cellular component: nucleus. Gene Ontology annotation, biological process: DNA-templated transcription; regulation of DNA-templated transcription. The transcript has 12 exons. NCBI's taxonomy places the organism in Eukaryota, Fungi, Basidiomycota, Agaricomycetes, Boletales, Pisolithaceae. The coding region runs from base 1 to 1602 and encodes 533 amino acids.
AUGUAUCGCAGAUCAAAACAACCAGUUGUACGCAAUGCUAGAGCUUGCACUGUGUGUCGGGCUGCCAAGAUGAAAUGCGUCGGAGCAGAAGACGGUGAAAAACCCUGCCAGCGAUGCAGAAGGACAAACUCAGAAUGUGUGUUCGAAAAACAUCGACGGGGCCGCAAACCAGGUUCGAAGUUGUCCGAAGCAUCCAAGAUGUUGCGACGUCUCGAAAAGGGACUGAACGCUGCGAAGCUUAAGCAAAUUAACGAGACGCCCACCACCCCUGUUUACACCGUCGACUCCCGCUCACCCCAAACUGAUUCUUCUUUCGGCGGCUCAGUGGUCCGUCCCGAUCAAUAUGGCUCGUCAGCAAAGUGUCCCCCCGACGGUGACGAAGAGGAAGACGGCGAUCGGUCCGACGAGAAGUUCCCUGCUAAAAUGAUUCGCAGGGAAAACUCUUUCUUCAAAACCAUACUCAACCCAGAGCACAAGUCCCCCUACCACACCGCCAUACUGCUCCAAGCUGGAAAUGAUCCCAACCACCAGCAGUCGCGUCCUUCAUCGCUUCUCGAUGGAUGUGAUGACCCAAUAACAACAGGACUUAUCACCGAAGAAAAGGCACGAAUCAUUUUCGACCUCAUCAUGUUGCGUCUCAAUCCAUUCAUCAACCUAUUCGACCCGGCAUUGCACUCUGUCGACUACGUUAGAUCCAAAUCCCCAUUCCUGUUCACUGCUCUGAUGAUGGCUGGCUGCAAAUUUUUCGAACCGAACCUUUACAAGGAUUGCCUUCGCCUCGCUCACGAACUGGCUCUUUGUGCAUUCUCGAAAGCAUGGAAAGGAGUCGAGGUGGUCCAGGCAUUCGCAUGUAUGACCUACUGGAGAGAACAAGAAGACAAUUGCACGUGGACGUAUAUUGGUUACGCUUGUCGCAUGGCUGUCGAGCUUGGUCUCAAUCGCUUCGUUGCGAAACCUCCCCCGAACGAAACGGAAUUCCAGCUAAGGGAGCGAAGAAACCGCGAGCGAACGUAUCUUGUCCUAUUCAUCCAUGAUCGAAGUCUUAGUAUACAGACAGGCCGUCAUUGGAUGCUCCCCGAGGACGAGCUUAUAAGGCAUUCGGAUACCUGGCACCUGCAUGGUAGUGCAUCCACUCGUUGCCAUGACGUUGUGGUGGCUGCCUUUGCUCAACUUCGUCGAACAGCGGCUGAGACGACCGACAAACUCACUGGUAGAAGCCUCAACAGUGGUGGCAAUGGACAAGUGGACAUCGACGCGGCGCUAAACACCGCAAAUUACAAGCUUUCGCAAUGGUGGUUGAAAUGGGAACGUGAAAUGCAGAAAGCGAAUGGCGAACCAUUUCACUUCUCCUUUAUCCAUUUCUUUCAGCUCUAUACAUCCCUCUUUUUGAAUAGUUUCGGUGUACAGGACAAUGUCCCUCAAGCGAACCGUAAAAGUAAUCAUUCGAGAGCUCUAUCGGCGUGUUUUGAUCAUGCAAUGAGCGUUCUCCGUAUUGCUUCCAAGGAUUUCAGAGAACUCGGGGUUCUGCAAUAUGGACAAGAAACCGCGACAGUAAUGACAGCAUACUCCGCCAUAAUGUUGUUGAGAGUGAGUCACCCAUAG